AUGUUAAGAUACUUGGUCUUCCUCGCCCUGUUGGCUUUCGCCGCAGCCAAGCCCUUGGUGUACACAGCUCCCAUAGCUGCUGCCUACACUGCACCAGUUGCCGCUGCCUACACCGCUCCAGUAGCCUAUUCCGCCUACUCAGCGUAUUCCCCAGUAGCCUACUCCGCCUACUCCGCCUACCCCUACGCUGCACCAUACUCUUACUACUACUGA
Messenger RNA from Pieris macdunnoughi, 213 nucleotides. The record is from the annotation of a GenBank genome assembly. Lineage: Eukaryota; Metazoa; Arthropoda; Insecta; Lepidoptera; Pieridae.